Molecule: messenger RNA, 1332 nt
Organism: Benincasa hispida (wax gourd)
Lineage: Eukaryota; Viridiplantae; Streptophyta; Magnoliopsida; Cucurbitales; Cucurbitaceae
Source: RefSeq, a predicted model, not a curated record
AUGGCAACACAUUUCAGAAUACCCGAAGCCGACCGAUUUCUCAGUCAAGUAACCAGCUUGGCUCACAUUGCUAAUGCAAACAAGAUUGUGAAAGAGAAGCUUACGCCAAGGCAGUUGGACAUGUUCAAGAGAACAGUUUUUGGACGAUUUGGAAAGAUUGUGAAAGAGAAGCUUACGCCAAGGCAGUUGGACAUGUUCAAGAGAACAGUUUUUGGACGAUUUGUAGACGUUGACAUGGUGUUUAACAGCCCAGUUAUCCAUCACAUGUUGCUGAGAGAAAUCACAGUAGUUUACUAUAUUAAGGUCUCAAUGAUGGGAAAAAACAAACAGAAAAAUGCAGUGGACCUCAAAUGUUUUAAGGACGUUCAAACCUUAGAUUACUACAACAGUCUUGAUUGGGGUACCAUUAUUUGGGAGAGGACAUUGGAUGCCCUAAAGACUGUGUUGAAUGAUAAGAGCAGUCUAUACAAGACGAGGGUCAAAGGAAAUAAAAAUUACGUUGUGAAGUACUCUUUACGUGGAUUUCCACAAGCGUUCCAGGUAUGGACGUACGAGAUCCUAGCUUCAUCGAUAGCUGGAAACAUUGCGAAGCGAAGGAGCAAGGUGGCUUUGCCCCGCAUAUUACGAUGGUCAUGCUCCCACUCAUUGUCCUUCAAAGAACUCAAGAGAGAGAUAUUCGAGUCUAACAAUAUAAAAGUUAAAGAGGGUAAUGUCAUGUCAGAUGCUGAGAGGGAGUUUCGGGAUACCCCAGUGGACGGGCGACCUAUAUUUGAUCUAGGUACGGAUGAUGAUAGUUCUGAAAAUGGCAAUAGGUCGACUAGUGAUAGGGGUAGUCCUGAAAGUGAAAGUGACAGUGAUGAUCAUUGUAGAGGUGACAAUGAUGAAGUUAUUAGGGUAGAAGGAGGGGAUGAACCUGAGCAUUCUGAGCAUAAGGAUGUUGAAUAUGGAAAGAUGGAAAGAGGGACAUACACACCUAGUGAUAAUAUGUUCCAUGAUGUGAUGGAGGACGUACACGAUGAGGAUGAGUUGAACCAACUUGAUGUCUAUCUUACAGACUCCCGUAGAGAGCGACCUGUGGAUGAAGAAUGUCCUGAGUGUGCUGCCCGCCACAGGGAGGGAGCCAAUCCCAACGAGUCUAUUUAUUCGUACCUGCAGAUCAUGGACAACUCACUAUCGAGGUUGGAUGGCCGUAUAUCGGGUUUAGAUAGUUGUGUAUCCAAUAUGGAGGAAAACAUGACGGACAUGAAAGGGCAAUUGUUGGCCAUCCUGUUACUGUUGCAGUCUAUGUGUAAGGUUUACAUUUAUUAUCAUUUUAUGUCUUCAUGUGUUUAG